UGUGUUAAUAUAUUUUAGUUACCGGCGGAGCUUCAAACAGUUUAGACGUUCAAUAAAAAUAAAAAAUACCAACCAGAAGACACGGUAUAACAAGAAAAUUCUUUUGAUUUGUAGUUGGUGUAUGGGAAUGAUGUAUAGAGAUUAAGAUAGAAGACUUUUAUGGAGUAAAAAAAUAUAUACAACACACAAAAGAAAUGAGUUGUGGAAAAGCUGCAACAGUGUGAACAUAAAUAAACCCGCAAAUUCCGAGCAGCAGCAAAAAAAAACCGUUAUGUAUAAUAAUACGUGAAAUACGAAAAGGAAUAAAAUGAAAUGUGAAAAAGGGAAAAAAAGGUGAAAAAUUACUGUUGAUGGAAAAAAUGACUUAAAAAUAAAGUGGUUUUUGUGCGAUAUAAUAGAGUGUGAAUUAAUGGAACGAGUGUUUUAUCGGCACAAGAAAAAAAUGGGAUUACAUUGAAUAAAAAAAAAACGUUUCAGAAAAUUUUACAGUGAAGUGAUAACUGCAAUAUUACAUAAUAUAGAUUGUACGACGGUAACAUGGGUAUGUCAGGAACGGAUUAACAUGUUCAUUCAGUGGAAAGGGUGGUGAUUGGAUAAAAGGAAAUGGAUUGGAACACUAAGUCGGUCAUUGUACUUAUCUUGCACACAGACUUAAUAUAUCUCACUGUAGCAUCCCUUAUUGAAAGUGGUAUUCAAGCGCCGAUAUUUUUACAAGAACCUUUGUCAAGACUUACAUUUAGCAAUGACAGUGGUUCGCAAAUUUCAUGCUCAGCACAUGGAAACCCUAGUCCAACGGUGACGUGGGUGUUGCAUGACGGAUCAGUAGUUAGCUCGGUGCCCGGAUUAAGACAGACACCAGGAAACGGAACUCUGUAUUUUCCACCAUUCCUAGGGCAAUACUUUCGUGCCGAUGUCCACGAAGGAAUAUAUCGGUGUAAGGCGUCGAAUUCAGUCGGAACAAUAUUAAGUCGAAACGUUUAUGUCCAUGCAGUCGUACGAAAGUUCUAUGACAUUCGGGUGGAAGGCAAAGAUGUUUAUUUAGGAAAUGUUGCAUUUCUUCGGUGCUUCAUACCGGAAUACGUUAGAGAAUACGUUAAAGUGACGUCAUGGUAUAGGGAUGAUGAAAUAUUGUUACCGGAGCUGGCAGAUAUAUCUGGAAGGUAUGCUGUCACUUCCGGAGCGGGCGAUUUACAUAUACGGACAGUCAAAUCAGAGGACGGACUGAAAAAGUAUUCGUGCUUAGCAACAAACACGCUGAAUGGAGAAAGGAAAGUUAGCGAGUCGGUAACACUAUCGGUGAAAGAUAUGUCGACGAAUAUGGCACCACGAACUAAUCAAAAACCAGUCAUCGAUAUGUUUGUCGACCGAGGAAAUGACAUUCACUUGCCGUGUAAUAUUCAAGGAAAUCCAUUACCAGUAUUUACGUGGUUUCGAGUAUCUGAUUCAAAUGCUUUGUAUCCGGUUCCAUCCUCUCAGCGCAUUAUACCAUCGCAGACGCUGUUGCUGAUAAAAAAUGCUGACGAAAGGGAUACCGGAAAAUGGGUGUGCAAAGCAUCAAAUCAAUUUGGCGAUCAGCGCAUUGAGAUACGCUUGCAUGUCAACUCUUUUCUCUCCGUUCACAUCCAUCCCCAAGUUCAAAUUGUAAACUCCGGCGGCACAGCUAUAUUCAAUUGUUCCAUAACCGGAACUUCAAUUGAAAAUGUGGAAUGGUUUCAUGAUGGCACAAUGAUUAUGACAGAUAAUGCUUUACACGACAACAAAAUUAAAUUGCUGACACCAGUUUCUUUGGCCGUAAAUAAUGUGGGUCGAAACGACAAAGGAAUUUACCAAUGUUCGGUGACCAAUAAAAGAAAUAGCGCACAAGCGAUGGCUGAACUAAAACUAGGAGAUACCGUACCGGAAUUAAUUUAUACGUUCAUCGAACAGAAUGUCCGUCCAGGUCCAUAUGUUUCUUUAAAGUGUUCUGCAACCGGAUCACCACCGCCUCAAUUUACAUGGUUAUUGGACUCACAGCCCAUAAUAGAUGUCUCAUCGUUUCAUCGUUAUGCUAUUGGGCAGUAUGUGGACAUUUCGGGCGAUGUAAUAAGUCAUUUAAAUAUAUCACAUGUCCGAGCAGACGACGGUGGACUCUAUACAUGCGUUGCCUUAAAUUCCAUGGGGAGUGUAGAACAUGCGGCACGAUUAAAUGUUUAUGGUCCUCCGUUCGUUCGUGCAAUUGGCCCACUCAAAGCUGUAGCUGGUGUUCAGUUAAUAAUUCGUUGUCCAUUUUCUGGUUAUCCUAUCGAGUCGAUUCGUUGGGAGAAAUCCAGACAAGAAAUUUCACCAAAUCCUCGAUAUGAAAUAGCAAGUGAAGAGUACGGAGAUCAGCUAAAAAUUAAUAACGUGGAUUCCACUCAAGAUUCUGGCCUGUACACAUGCAUCGUACGAAGUCGGGCAGGAGAAGAAGCUAGACGCGACAUGCAAUUGACUGUUAACAAUCCACCUGUUAUCGAAUCGUUUAAAUUUCCCAAAAAUCUUCAAGAAGGAGGACGGGCUCAAGUCACCUGUGCCGUUUCAUCUGGGGAUAUGCCAGUGUAUUUCAGUUGGAAGAAAGACGACGCUCCAAUAUCUAUUAGCUUACAGAUCACCGAAAAGAAGGACGAAUUUUUUUCGCUGCUUGUUUUCAAAGAUAUCACAGCUCGACACAGUGGAAGGUAUACAUGCUUUGCAUCGAAUUCAGCAGCAAAAGUUAAUUAUACUGCAGAGCUGUUAGUCAGAGUACCACCCAAAUGGAUACACGAACCGAAAGACACAGCCCUAAUGUUGGGCAAUACGAUGAUCAUCAAUUGUUUUGCUGACGGUUAUCCUCAACCAACGAUUACUUGGUUCAAAGGAGAAGGGAAGUCGUCAAAGGAAUUCAAAUCAAUUCAUUUGAAAAAUAGCUCAUUAGUAGUUAAUUUUGCGACUGAAUUGGAUGAGGGCUUUUAUAUGUGCCAAGUGAGCAACGGAAUUGGCCACGGCCUGAAAAAGAUUAUUCAUGUCAACAUAAAUGAACCGGCACGAUUUGACACACCAAUGAAAAAUGUGUCAUCACGGCGAAAUGAUCCGAUAACGCUAAAUUGUUUGGCCCAGGGCGACGAACCACUAAAUAUCAUCUGGACGCAUAAUAAUGCGAGAAUCGAUUUGCAUAAUUAUCGCCUUAAUAUCGGAGAAAUGAAAACGGAAGACGGAAUUAAUUCCCAACUGUCCAUCAGUCGAUCGGAUCGACAAGAUUCGGGUGUCUAUAAAUGUUUGGCGGAGAAUUUAUUCGGCAAGAGUGAGCACGUAAUAUAUCUCGCCGUACAGGAGCCUCCCGAUACGCCAUCAAAUUUGGAAAUAAUCGAAAUAAGUAGUCGAUCCGUUAAACUUUCAUGGAAGCGACCGUUUGAUGGAAAUUCACCAGUUUUAAGCUAUGUUGUUCAAUAUCAACCAUUCAAAUACUUGCAUGGCCAUUCAUCUAUUCUGAAUGCAGAUGCCGAUUGGAAUACAUUACAGACAAUCAAUAUAACUUUACCGACUAUUAGCAGUGGAACGAGAAGUCCCGAUGGCAAUGUACGCGAACAAGCGACUUUAGCUGGCCUCCAUCCAUCAACAACAUACCUUGUGAGAAUGUUAGCCAUAAACGAAAUCGAACGGAGUUCGUUUACCGAUCCAAUUGUGAUAAAAACCCGUGAGGAAGCGCCCGUCGAAGCGCCACAAAAUAUUCAAGUUCAAUCAGGCGGAAUUGGAGAAUUGAUUGUCACCUGGCAGCUACCGCCGAAGGAAUCGUGGAAUGGGGACUUGAUUUCGUUUACGAUAAAUUGUACCGAAGAAAAACAAAAUAUAAAUUACAUUAGCUCCAAUGAUACGGUAAGAAAGUUAAUAAAAGUGGAGGGAUUUGCAACCACGAAAACAACAAUUACCAAUUUACGAACAUAUCGACGAUAUUCGGUAAGCAUUCGAGCGAAUAAUGGUUUCGGUGCCGGGCCAUGGAGUAUGCCCGUUUUUCAAACAACACUGGAAGGUAUACCGGAAGCGGCACCACAGCAUGUUAAUUGCACAUCACUUUCAUCGCAAAGCAUCAAAAUCGUAUGGGUCGAACCAUUGCUGCAAUAUCACGGCGGCGUUAUACAAGGAUACAAAAUUCUCUACGCACCGUUGGUACAAGACAUCGACAUUUUGACGAGUAAUGAAGUGAAACGAACAUCGAAUUUGGAAACUUAUUUGCACGCUCUGUAUAAGGCGACCAAUUACUCAAUUAGAGUUCUUGCCUACACGUCGGUGGGUGAUGGCGUUCCGAGUAAUCCAGUUUAUUGUUCGACAGAAGAUGAUGUUCCCGAACCACCGCUUCAAAUAAAGGCAGCUGCAUUGACUGCUGAUUCGAUUUUGGUCUCUUGGUUACCGCCGAAGCAUAAAAAUGGCAAUAUCUUACACUAUACGGUGUACAGUCGAGAGGCUGGCAAAAAGGGACAAGCGAGAAGUUCGGUGAUACGUGUCGACGAAUACGGCAAUCCUGUGACAUUCGAGGCGAGAAAUUUGAAUGAGAAUCAAAUAUACGAAUUUUGGGUAUCGGCAUCCACAUCAAUUGGUGAGGGUGAACCGACCGCUGUUGUAGCACAAACAACAAAUACUAGAGCACCUGCUCGAAUAGCAUCAUUUUCGCAAACAAUACGAAAAUCCGUCGGAAGUAGUUUAUCACUCGAGUGCCUUGCUGUCGGUCAACCGCAUCCGAGAGCCCGUUGGUUCACAAGAGAUCGUCCAGUCACGUUUAGUCCAUUUUACGAAGUAGCACCCAACGGAAAUCUGAAAAUACACAGCAUUGAAGUGAGCCUAUCCGGCAACUACACUUGUUCCGCCAAGAAUCUAUUCGGUGAAGAUCACAUUGUCUAUACGGUGAUUGCAAUGAAGCCACCGGUCGCACCGCAGAUUAUCGUGCACUAUGCAUCGUCCGAUAGUAUUCGCAUUAGUUGGGAUAGUGCUGAUGAUGGCGGUGCUGCGAUUCAAGGCUUCAAAUUGUCAUACCGCAUUUUCGGCGGAUCGUGGACUCAGGUCGAUUUUACGCCGGAGAAUACGGCGUACACAAUUGUCGGAUUGAAAUGUGGCACGCAAUACAUAUUGAAGAUGUCAGCCGUUAAUCGGGUGGGUGAGGGUCGAGCAAGUGAUGAGAUAAUUAUUUGGACGAAGGGAAAAAAGCCACAGGAACCGGAAAUGGCUGACCUACUGCAAGCAAAUUCUUCAUGCGUUAACUUAAAUCUUUCGUCGUGGAACAACGGAGGAUGUGCGAUACUACAUUUUUCCAUCGAACAUCGACCGCUCGGGCAUACCCGUUGGACAGUUGUUACAUCGGACAUUUCGAAUUCGGAUGAAAAUCGGGAAAAUUUAGUUUUCUGUGAAUUCGCCUCGGCUACAUGGUAUCAAUUGAAAAUGUCCGCAACAAAUGAUGCAGGAAAGACAAACGCACAAUACUACUUCGGCACAACCAAUUUGAACGGUGAUCCGAUACCCAAGCCAGAUGUAUUCCCCGAAAUGGAUCAGACAAGCAUCGUUCCAUAUGUGGAACCAUUCGAUUGGCUACCAUAUGCUGUCGUCGGAUUGAUUGUGUUCCUGACCUUGCUGUUAAUUUGUGUCAUUCUCAAGCACAGAGGUGCAUUUUGUGGUCCCAUAUCUGAGGGUUACGAAUCGCGAACAAUACCUGGUGAAUACAAAGACGAUAGAGAAAAUCGGCGAAAUCAACAGGUCUACAGUGCUUCGCCUGUGAAAACAGUCGAUAAGUGUAACGAUUCGGAAAUGUACGAAAUAUCGCCGUAUGCAACGUUCAGUGUGUCGGGAGGACGAACAUGUACGAGUCAGGUUAAAACGCCAACAAGGGGUGUGAAUAACUCGACCCUUGAUUAUACCGUGCAGUUUAAAACAUUUGGUCAUCCGGAAGGUGAGAAUUUGAAUGCAACGGCCUACCCAAUGCUACCAAGUGGUUUUGGUCACGUCAAAGGAAAGUCAAGCUGGCACAAGCAAAGAUUUAUUACAACUGACGAUGAGUCCACAUUAAGUAAAUCAAUGACGAUAAUGGCUGGCAGUUCUCAACUACAAUCUCAUCGCAACAAACCGAUACGAAGUGAGUCGCGCUCAGGUAAUAGAAACGCAACCAGACACGAAAUUACGCACCAUGACGAAUCGGAAUCGGACACCAGUGCCAGUCCCAUAAACGAAUUUUCCAACACACCCACAUAUCGUGUUCCAACCAAAUCGUCAAGAGACGCAUUUCGACCGGAUUCAAGCACCGAAUCGAACAAUGACAAUUCACCGGUCGAACGACGAUCCAAUACACCUAGACACGUUACAUCUGAUGUCCGGUCGGUACGAACGCGACCCACAAAGCCACCCAGAGAAAGUAAAUCGAUGGAUCUGCUGCGAUCUGGAAGUAGUAACAACAGCUUACACAGUGAGGUUAAUCUGGGAACCAGCUUACAUUAUAGUCCACAGUCGGUAUUUUCUGAUUCUCGGGAAUUUAGCGAAGCUGAAUGCGAUAGAGAAAGAGCUUUGGAUUUAGAAGUUCAACGUGUAAUGGAAAAUAAUGACUCGAAGACAGUUGAAAAGGACGAGUUAACCUCACUGCUAGCAAGAUAUCAGGAGAAAAAAGAACAGGAACGACAGGAGUAUAUAAUACACGUUUGAAAAUAAUUUAAUCUGUAAACAUGUGCAAAAAUGAGAAAUAAU
Messenger RNA from Bradysia coprophila, 6711 nucleotides. It is a transcript of the gene Dscam3, whose product is annotated as Down syndrome cell adhesion molecule 3. Gene Ontology annotation, molecular function: protein binding. Lineage: Eukaryota; Metazoa; Arthropoda; Insecta; Diptera; Sciaridae. The record is from RefSeq and is a predicted model, not a curated record. Gene Ontology annotation, biological process: cell-cell adhesion.